AGCAACGUGUGUGGACCAGCAAGGACAAAGAAAAUCAGGGAGAUCAGACCAUCCAUCCCACGGUCUCCUCCUUUCUUUGUGCAGUUCUUCCUGGGACACCAGAACUCCACACCUCACAUCUUCUCUUCUCUUCGUAGACAUCCUGAAUCUGAGUUUCAGUUUUAGAUAAAGACCUUUCCUGAGAGGAGAUCCAUCGCAGAAGUGUUAUUGCCACCAGAUCAAGGUCUCCACUGCUGAGCUUCUGCCAGACAGAGCCAUGGCUUGGGCCUCCAGCUUUGAUGCAUUNUUUAAGAAUUUUAAGAGGGAAAGCAAAAUCAUCUCCGAUGAUAACAUCACCUUGAUUAAGACUUACAUAGAGCAAAAUAAGCUUCAGAAAGCUGUUGCUGUCAUCGAAAAUGCACUGAGAGACAUCGAGGAUGCUCCUCUGAGCAUAGCUGUGACAGGGGAAACAGGCUCAGGGAAGUCCACUUUCAUCAAUGCCCUGAGGGGAGUGGGGCAGGAAGAAGAAGGUGCAGCUCCCACUGGGGUAGUAGAGACAACCACGAAGAGAACUGAGUACCCACAUACAAAGCUUCAGAAUGUAACCGUGUGGGACCUGCCUGGCAUUGGGUCCACUACCUUCACACCAGAAAACUAUCUGACAGAAAUGAAGUUUGGUGAGUACGACUUCUUCAUUAUCAUCUCAGCUACACGUUUCAAAGAAAAUGAUGCACAACUGGCCAAAGCCAUUGCAGAGAUGGAGAUGAAUUUCUACUUUGUCAGAACCAAGAUAGACAACGACUUAGAUAAUGAACAGAAGGGUAAGCCUAAGACUUUCAAUAAGGAGAAGGUCCUCGAGAAAAUUAGAGAUGACUGCUCAGGUCAUCUUCAGGAGGUUCUCUACAGUGAGCCUCCAGUCUUCUUAGUCUCUAACUUUGAUGUAUCAGAGUAUGACUUCCCAAAGCUGGAAACCAAACUCCUGUGGGAUCUCCCAGCCCACAAGCGCUACAUCUUCUCCCUGUCUUUGCAAAGUCUUACUGAGGCCACCAUUAACUACAAGAGAGAUUCCCUGAAGCAAAAAGUCUUCCUAGAGGCCAUUAAGUCUGGAGCAUUGGCCACCAUUCCCCUUGGUGGAAUGAUCAGUGAUGUCUUUGAAGAUCUGGAUGAAACAUUCAAUCUCUACAGGUCUUAUUUUGGGCUGGACGAUGCUUCGCUGGUAAGCAUUGCCCAGGAUUUUAACAUGUCUGUGAAUGACUUCAAGGUACACCUUCGGUUUCCCCAUUUGUUUGCAGAACACAAUGAUGAGUCCUUUGAAAGAAAGCUAUUAAAAUAUAUCAAACACAUUUCUUCAGUCACUGGUGGACCACUCGCUACACCCAUUUACUAUAAGAGGGCUUAUUAUUUGCAGAAUCUCUUUCUUGAUACUGCAGCCAACGAUGCCAUAGCUCUUCUGAAUAGGAAAGGACUUUUUGAGAAGAAGGUGGGACCAUAUAUAUCUGAUCCCCCUGAGUACUGGGAAUAAUGGAAAAAAUGAGGCAUGAGUUCCAACCAGUGUUUACUCUUAGCCUCACUUUGGGCACUGACUUUUAGCCUAGUCCUGUGGGAGGAAAAUGUCUCAGUGGCAGGCCAGUGGAUUCAUCCUUUUCCUUCUCCUGAUCCAGUAGAUCACCAUGGCAACUGCUUAGUAAUGCUAUACUAGUAGAAAAAGAAGAGUUUUCAACAUCGU
Mus pahari (shrew mouse) is the source of this 1705-nucleotide messenger RNA. RefSeq names its product T-cell-specific guanine nucleotide triphosphate-binding protein 1-like. Gene Ontology annotation, biological process: cellular response to interferon-beta; defense response. NCBI's taxonomy places the organism in Eukaryota, Metazoa, Chordata, Mammalia, Rodentia, Muridae. Gene Ontology annotation, cellular component: endoplasmic reticulum membrane. The coding region runs from base 257 to 1501 and encodes 414 amino acids. The transcript is spliced from 2 exons. Gene Ontology annotation, molecular function: GTPase activity; GTP binding. The record is from RefSeq and is a predicted model, not a curated record.